Molecule: messenger RNA, 2078 nt
Organism: Mesocricetus auratus (golden hamster)
Lineage: Eukaryota; Metazoa; Chordata; Mammalia; Rodentia; Cricetidae
Product: acyl-coenzyme A thioesterase 1
Exons: 3
Coding region: 1-1362 (453 amino acids)
Biological process (GO): fatty acid metabolic process; acyl-CoA metabolic process
Molecular function (GO): fatty acyl-CoA hydrolase activity
Source: RefSeq, a predicted model, not a curated record
AUGGUGGCCUUGUCUCUCGCUGUCCUGCGAACAAGCAGGUUAUGCCAAUGGGGCUGGAAGAAUCGGGCGUGGCUGUCUCUGCCGUUCGGUCCGGGAGGCUGGGCCACUUGGGCCCCUGCGCGGACAAAUGCGACGCUGAGCCUGGAACCCGCGGGCCGCAGCUGCUGGGACGAGCCGUUGAGCAUCGCCGUGCACGGCCUGGCCCCCGAGCAGCCCGUCACGCUGCGCGCCGCCCUGCGAGACGAGAAAGGCGCGCUCUUCCGCGCCCACGCGCGCUACCGCGCCGACGCCCGCGGCGACCUGGACCUGGCGCGCGCGCCCGCGCUGGGCGGCAGCUUCUCCGGGAUCGAGCCCAUGGGGCUGCUCUGGGCCUUGGAGCCCGAACGGCCCUUCUGGCGCCUGAUCAAGCGUGACGUGCAGACGCCCUUCGUGGUGGAGCUGGAGGUGCUGGACGGCCACGAGCCCGACGGCGGGCGGCUGCUGGCGCGGGCGGUGCACGAGCGUCACUUCAUGGCCCCCGGGGUGCGGCGCGUGCCCGUGCGCGAGGGCAGUGUGCGCGCCACGCUCUUCCUGCCUCCAGAACCUGGGCCCUAUCCCGGGAUCGUGGACCUUUUUGGAGUUGGAGGUGGCCUUCUGGAGUACCGAGCUAGUCUGCUGGCUGGGAAGGGCUUUGCUGUCAUGGCUCUGGCUUAUUAUAACUACGAUGACCUCCCCAAGGGCAUGGAGACCAUGCGCAUAGAGUACUUUGAAGAAGCCGUGAACUACCUGCUCAGCCACCCUGAGGUAAAGGGUCCAGGAAUUGGGCUGCUUGGCAUUUCCAAAGGGGGUGAACUUGGCCUUGCUAUGGCCUCCUUCCUGAAGGGCAUCAAAGCUGCUGUUGUCAUCAAUGGCUCUGUGGCUGCUGUUGGGAACACCAUAUACUACAAGGAUGAGACUAUACCCCCUGUGUCUCUUCUGAGAAAUCAAGUCAGAAUGACCAAAGACGGCCUCAAGGAUGUUGUGGAUGCUCUGCAAAGCCCUUUGGUAGAAGAGAAGAGCUUCAUCCCCGUGGAGAGGUCUGACACGACCUUCCUGUUGCUUGUAGGUCAGGAUGACCACAACUGGAAGAGCGAGUUCUAUGCCAAUGAGAUCUCCAAACGCUUACAGGCCCAUGGGAAGGAGAAGCCCCAGAUCAUCUGCUACCCAGAAGCGGGGCACUACAUUGAGCCCCCUUACUUCCCACUGUGCAAGGCUGGCAUGCACCUCCUGGUGGGUGCUAAUAUCACCUUUGGAGGGGAGCCUAAGCCUCAUGCCGUGGCCCAGGUGGAUGCAUGGCAGCAACUCCAGACUUUCUUCCACAAACACUUGGGUAGUAAGAGUUAGGAGGUCAUUCCUAAAAUAUUACCCAUUAUCUGAUGGUUCUGGAGAAAACUUCAAAUAUACUAUCAGAGUAUCAGUUCUGUCUAAUUCAUAUGGAUAUAUUCUAAUUCCUUAAUUUUUUUUCUUUCUUUCUUUUUUUUUUUUUGAGACAGGGUUUCUCUGUGUAGCUCUACAAUGGCCUGGAACUUGCUCUGUAGACCAGGCUGACCUUGAACUCCUGUAGAUCUGCCUGCCUCUGUCUCCCAAGUGCUGAGACUAAAGGCGUGUGCCACCACUGCCCAUCAUAAGUUUUUUCUUUAUGUAAUAAAAUAAUAAGUGCCUAUGAAAGACUGACGGUAUAGCACAGUGGUAAUGCAUUCGUCUUCUGAGCAUCGUGCCCUGAGCUCAUUCCCCAGUGCCAUGAGACAGCAAAGAAAUUAAAGCUUACUUAUAAAAAUAGUGCCUGUUGAGCUGGUGAGACGGCUCGGUGGGUAAAGGGGCUUGCAGUCAUGCUGACACCCCAGGACCCACAUGGUGAAAGAGAGAGCCAAGUCUGAGAAGUUGUCUACACACACACAUACACACACACACACACACACACACACACACACACACACUUGUGUAAAUAAAAUGUCAUCUAAAAUAGUGCCUAUCCAAAAAAGGAGUUAUUUUAUAUCAUGAUUUAAAGGGAACCUUAAGUAUGAACAUUCUUCUUAAAAUAAAAAAUUAUUAUAGACAAA